ACUCACACGUUGACUAUUGACAGUGAACACGUUAUGCUGUCGACAAUUGGAUGAUCUUAACAUACAUUGUACAUGUAACACUGAAAAAGACCAACAUACCGAGAGCUUUACCUAGACCAGAUCCUUUGACCGAAGACAUCACACGGAAAACAUGUACUCGGACAAGGAUAGUGUAUUAAGCGGUGUGUUUGUCUCCAGAUGAGUACACAUUUUGUCUGUGGAUAUGUAUAUUUCUACCUAAGACGCACCAGAGUCAUCACUCGUUCCUAAGCGAUAAUGGGAGAACUAGUACGAAGGCUUGAUUACGAACGACGAUCGAGUCACUUGUUUAAAAAAGAUCCUAAAACUCGAUUUUUGACAAAAGAGUUCAGUCAACCUGUUAAGUCUGCUAACGCCCUUGUUCAGAGGUCAAAGGUGAAAACGCUAGCAAAUUUGAGAGAGGAGAUAAAAUUCUUCGGGAUAAAACACGAUCAGGAGAAAGUGAGUUUGGAAAUUUUCCGUAAAGGACUUGGUCUGAAAUCUGUCAAUUUUGAAGAGUCUCAUUUUCAGCAGACGAGAUGCAGAUCGUCAAUGGUAGUGAAAAACUCAUAUGAGUUGAGUGCUGACCGAAUAUUACGUACAGUUCCGAGCAACUAUGUCCUUGAUUUCGGACCUGGCAACAGGCCAAUAUACACUACUAAUGACCCUAAAAAGAUUCGGCGUACCCUAUCCGCAUCGGAAAGUCGAACUUCAAAACCAGAACAACGGCCAUCGUACAGAUCAAAGUCAGCUUUCUCACGACAGUCGCCACAAAGUACAGGAAACACGUCUUUGGUAUUGCGCAGCAAAAGUGUUGGGGCUGAUAGACUAUCGCAAACAGCCCCUAAACAGGGAUACCCGUUUGUCAAAACGGAUUUACCAGGCACUAUAAAUCAACAGACGGCAACUAGAACACAGAAAAUGGGCCAACUAAAGAGACGUUCAUCCUCAUUAUCAGAUUCCGACGACGAAAGUGUUUUUGAAGAAGAAAAGGCUGACGAGAUACUUGAAAAUGAGAGCGAACAAUUGAAUAGCAAUCAAAAGUCAUAUCGUCUUCUCCGUGAAGAAUAUUCAAUCAAGUCAAAAAUUCUUCCCGACACACAUAAAGAGAAUUUAAAACGUCUGAAAAACAUCGAGCUAUCACAUCUCCAUGCUCUGGGCGAGCGUGUGCAUAAAUUCACAGCAGGCAUUCAUGCACUAGCGUCUAAGCGGAAGUAUGUGUCGACAACCAUUUCGCCUGUACAUCUGUGAUGACGGUUACUGGCAACCUAUUUGACAAUGACUCUAUGGACCUAGACCAUUGUUUUCUACCUGUUGGUCUUUUAAUUGUUAAGAACACUAUGGACCAUGCUUAUUGCUUGCUACCUGUUGGUCUCAUAUUUGUCGAGAAGCCUACGGACCGAGGUUACUGGUCUCCUUCCUGUUUGACAAGAAAACCAUGGACCCAGCUCAUUGAAAUAUAACACGCGUUAUUGUUACCUGUUCUCCUAGUCGACAAGAGCUCUAUAGACCUUGAUCAUUGUAUAUAACACACAUGUCUUAUUUAUUUAUUUAACAUUGGCACAUCAAACAAUGGUAAGUCCGGACGAGGAUUUAAUCCUGGUAACUGCAGGUAAUUCGUGUCUACGAUACGGUAAAGAGUAGGGACAACAUUACCUAUCACAUUUACUAGCUAUGGGUUUAAUUUAUACACACCUUUUGUCAAUUUACAGUACACGACCAAUGCGAUUUGUGUAUAUAUUUAAUUUAUAGUGCUGAAAUCACGUCACUCGAGGCUUAAUUUCAUACUGUAUAUAAAGCUGAUUGUUUUAUGGAGAGUUUUAAAUUAUUUUGUUAUCAGUAAUUGCAUAAUAAAUCAUACGCUACCUAUGUCAUUCCAUUCCUGAUUCUUCAGCAUGCACAUUAGACACCAGUGUAUCGAGUGUAUCUCCUGAGAUGUUCCUGACUCGAGGUAACUAUGCCUUGUUUUUAUUUCUUGAUGUUUCCUGGACAAUGUAGCUAGCUAUGUUGUGAGGACAUUUAAUCGCCAAAACAAAAGAUGAUUCUUGAAAAUAAUACAUCUCUCACAUACGUUUCCA
This is a messenger RNA of Pecten maximus, 2096 nucleotides long. RefSeq lists its product as uncharacterized. The transcript has 2 exons. Lineage: Eukaryota; Metazoa; Mollusca; Bivalvia; Pectinida; Pectinidae. The record is from RefSeq and is a predicted model, not a curated record. Bases 277 to 1269 code for a protein of 330 amino acids.